AUGACAUCUAUAGAAGCAUCAAAGAAAUUUGGUGUUCCAGAAAGCACGAUUAGAAAACAUAAAGAUAAUAGAUCUAAUCGUGUAGGAUCAGGUCGACCAAGUGUUUUAAGUGUGGAUCAAGAGCAAUAUUUGGUGGCUUUAUUACAGGAGCUUCAAUCUAUUGGUGUUCGGCUUACACGAGAAAUUCUAGCAAAAAUUACAGGUGAUUUCAUACGAAUGAUAAAGAAAAGUAAUAAAGAUGUCAGUCGACAUUGGUUUCAAAAUUUUUUCAAACGAAAUUCCGAUAAAUUAAAAAUGAAGAAAGAAUUGAAAUUAGAGAGAUCUCGUCGUGAUAAUUUUACAGAAGAAGUUCGUUCAAAUUGGUUCAGUAAAUUAAAAGGCAAGUACGUUUGCGUUCCGGCUGACAAAAAGUUUGUUUUCGAACAGCAAGGAGGGACUGGUAAAGCAUUUACAACCAUACUAUUAUGUACAAGUGCAAGUGGUGAUGUUCUCCCGCCUCUGGUGGUCUAUGCCGCCAAGGCUGUAAACACACUUUGGUGUGCUGGUGGUGUUCCGGGUACAACUUAUAAAUGUUCUGAAUCAGGUUGGAUAUCAGAAGAAAUAUUUACAGAUUGGUUUAAAAAUCUUUUUCUGGAACAAACAAAAAACAUUGAACGACCAUUAUUACUAGUUAUGGAUAAUCAUCCAGCACAUAUUAAUAUUGAUGUAAUCGAUUCCAAUGAAACAUUAUCAAAUAAUUUUUCAUCAACCACAGUUGUUCAACACUCAAUUGAUGCAUCAGCUAAUAACAGCAUUUUACAAAGUGAAAAUUCUAUGAAUGCAAUGAUCCAAACAGAUGCUGAACAAGAGUCCAUUUCAAACAUUGCAAUAAUUAAAAAUUCAACAAUAGCUCCUGAUCAAUCAUUAAUAAACUUCGUGCCCACAGAUUGGUUAGAUACUGAUGGUGUAUGGUCAACUCAUAUUACUGCUCAAAUAAUUUUACCAGUCGAUGAUAUUGAAGAUGAAGGAAAAACUUUUUGUGAACUUACAACAGUACCCAUUGAAGCAUCACCAUUUAGUCCAACGACUGCGGUUAGAUCAAUAGUAACUAGUUGUCUACAAGAAAUGCAGCCGCCUCCACCACCAGUAACCAGCAAGCGAGUUCGAUUAGAACGUCGAUACGGUGAAGAAAUUACUGCUGAAAGUCUUCUUCAAGAAUUGAAAGAUAAAAAAGCAACUAAAGAUGCUAAGGUCAAACAGCCACCAAAAAAACGAAAAAAAAUCAAAAUUCAACUUCCACAAACAACGUCAACUCAUCAUCGUAAUUUGUAAAAAAAGCUAAAUUCUUCCAUAUUAUUAACUCUUUCAUAGACAUCUUCAAGUAAACCUUCAUUUUUACUGACAACUAUCAGUUUUCAUUUGUAUUUUUUAUAGCCUCAUUCUAUGUAUUUUAUUACUUACUUAAUUCUAUUUAGUUUUCUAACUAUUGUUUUUGUACAAAACUCUAUUUUUUGUGUAACUUUCUAUCAGAAAAAUCUCAUUAUCUACCCUUCACAUAAAAAUAAAAAGAUUUAGCCACAUGUAAAAAUGAAACGAUCGUUUUCUUCACAUAUUUUUCUUUUUGUGAAAUCAACUAUCUUUUGAACAUUAUUCAAUGCAAACCCUUGUUUUAAAAUUGAUCAAAAAAGAAAAUAAAACUUUGCCAGAUAUAGUUAAACCGCUGAUAUAUUGUAGAGAAAAUUCAGGUGAACAACUUUUGUUCCAGAAUAAUAGGCUAAUUUUGAAAUCCGGUAGCAUAUUUAGGCGAAAUUACGUAAAAUUAUCUAACUUCCAUGUAUUUUACAUAGGCCCGUUCUAAUUUGGGGCAACUUUUACAUUACCGUUCUAAUUAUGUGCAGUGCACUUAUUUAGAACGUUUUUACAUCUAAUCAACGAAGCUAGAUAAGCGUAUAUCUAAACAAGAGAAAAAGAUAUCAGGCUGAACCUUUGUAGACAGAUAGAGAAAAAUAUAAGGAAUAACUUUUCUAGCGAACACGUGACUUAAUUUUGAAGUUAUAAGCAGAUAUUACACGUUUUUCUCAUUAUGCCCAUUUUUCUAUGUAUUUCUGCUGGAUCGUUCUAAUUUGGGGCAAAUUUUACAUUAGCGUUCUUAUUGGGGACAUUGCACUUAAAUAGAACGAUGCCAGUCAAGUUCAUUCUACCGCUUAUAAUCUGGUCAUUUUUCAACAUUUUUAGAAUUUUUUUUCAUCAAUAGAUAGAAAAAUAUUUUUUCUACUGAGUUGUAAAAUUUCAGCUCAUUUGCUUAUUUUUUCAUCGAGAUAUUAAAGUCGAAACAUGAUAAUAAAAAAGUACCGUUCUAAUUAGGGGCAUGCGC
Rotaria sp. Silwood1 is the source of this 2353-nucleotide messenger RNA. The record is from the annotation of a GenBank genome assembly. NCBI's taxonomy places the organism in Eukaryota, Metazoa, Rotifera, Eurotatoria, Philodinida, Philodinidae.